AUGCUGCUCUUAUUCGAAACCCCGGCGGGGUACUCCUUGUUCAAAGUCAAAGACGAGGAUAAGUUGAAAGAUAUCGAUGCACUGGCGAAAUCAUUUUCGAGCGCGGAAUCGGCCAAGAAAGUGGUCUCGAUGAAAGCGUUCGGGAAGUUUGAAAACACGACGGACGCGUUAGCGGCGGCGGCGACGAUGGUGGAGUCUAAAGUCGGGAAGUCGUUGAAGACGUUUUUGAAAAAGCACGUGAAGGAUGAAACGCUGGCGAUUGCGGAUUCUAAACUCGGGGUGGCUAUUAAAGAAAAAUUGGGGAUCGAGUGCGUGUAUUCGAACAACGUGAUGGAGUUGAUGCGAGGGGUGAGAUCUCAAUUGAAUGAGUUGAUUGGUGGUUUAACCGACGCGGAUAUCGCGCCGAUGGCGUUGGGUUUGUCGCACUCUUUGUCGAGAUAUAAGCUGAAAUUUUCUCCCGAGAAGGUGGACACGAUGGUCGUGCAAGCGAUUGGGUUGUUGGACGAGUUGGAUAAGGAAUUGAACACGUACGCGAUGCGAGUGCGAGAGUGGUACGGAUGGCACUUUCCGGAGUUGACGAAGAUUAUUUCGGAUAACUACGCGUACGCAAAGGCUGCAAAAUUGAUGGGCGAUCGCGCCAACGCGGCGAAUAUUGAUUUUAGCGGCAUCGAUACCAUCGACGAAGACGUGGAGAAUGAGAUCAAAGACGCGUCAGUAAUUUCUAUGGGAACGGAAAUCGCGCCGACAGACUUGGAUAACAUUGGUCAGUUGGCGGACCAAGUGAUUUCGUUGAGCGAAUACCGGGCGCAGUUGUCGGAGUAUUUGAAGGCGAGAAUGAACGCCAUCGCGCCGAAUUUAACGGUGUUGGUUGGCGAAUUGGUUGGCGCGAGAUUGAUUUCACACGCUGGUUCGUUGAUCAACCUGGCGAAACAGCCAGCCUCGACGGUGCAGAUUCUAGGCGCGGAGAAGGCGUUGUUCAGAGCGUUAAAAACGAAACACGAUACGCCGAAAUACGGUUUGAUUUACCACGCGAGUUUAAUCGGGCAAGCUGCGCCGAAAUUUAAAGGAAAGAUUUCGAGAGUUUUGGCGGCAAAGUGUUCGUUGGCGACGAGAGUGGAUGCGCUCGGGGAAGAGACGGAAGCUACGAUUGGUAUUAACGCCAGAGCGACAGUGGAAGCGCGCUUGCGUCAGUUGGAGGGUAAAACUUUGGGCGACGCCAGCGGCGUGACGAAGAUGAACAACGAGAACAAAAAGUUGGAUAAAGACCGCGACGGCGCCGUUAUCGCCGCCAAGAAGGCGUAUAAUCCAGACAAAGACGUGGUCGUGGAAGAUAAGAAAGAGAAGAAGAGCAAGAAAGAAAAGAAAGAGAAGAAGGACAAGAAGAGCAAGAGAGAACGAGACAACUCGAGUAGCGACGAGAAGAAAAGUAAAAAGUCCAAGGAUUCCUAA
Messenger RNA from Bathycoccus prasinos, 1449 nucleotides. RefSeq lists its product with no specific name. Bases 1 to 1449 code for a protein of 482 amino acids. NCBI's taxonomy places the organism in Eukaryota, Viridiplantae, Chlorophyta, Mamiellophyceae, Mamiellales, Bathycoccaceae. The transcript has 2 exons. Gene Ontology annotation, cellular component: box C/D methylation guide snoRNP complex; small-subunit processome. Gene Ontology annotation, molecular function: snoRNA binding. The record is from RefSeq and is a predicted model, not a curated record.